CUACAUACCUUCUGUCACAUCCUUUAACUUGGUGUCCGCCUCAUCUGCAUCCCACAGCUCCACGUCUGGCAGCCAGGCUGCUACCAUGUCAGGCAUUGUUGACGCGUACUCAACUAUUUCUGUCAGGUCUUCUUGAGGGACAUUCAUCUGCUUGGCGACCUCACGGACUACUUCGAGGCCCUUCGCAACAAGAGCCCCACAGACUGGCUUGAUUUCGUCACGAUCGCACAUGCGCUGUUCAGAAUCGAAUGCGCGCUGCAGAGCGGGAAGCACCAGAAUCAUGUGAAGAAUAGAUGAAGAAUAAUGACCACCUACCAGCAGCUCUCUGGCCAACUCGAUUCCAAGGCAGAUGAGUGAUUCGAGACUAUGAUGUAGCGUCUCUUCGCCACUUGUUUGCCAGGCCUCCUCGAUUUUGCCACGCGCCUUCAAGGUCAGCUGAACGGGCAUCUGAUUGAGAUGGCCGAGGUCCUUGCUAUCGAUCGUAGCGGCAAGUUGCUGUAGUCGGGUGUUGGCUCUACAACAGCUCAGACAAUGGGGAUAUUUGCUUCCUGCAGUGCAGUGCAGUCCUUAAACACCUGUCGAUGAUUGAGAGGAACUUCUUUACUACGAACUCAGGAUCGAGAUUCAGUAUGCAGUCCCCUGAACCACACAAAGCAAGUCAUACACCUACAUGGACCUCUAUAUCGCUUACUGGCGGGUCGCAUCGCUUUUCUGAAGAGCUCCUUUGCUGCAGCCUUUGUUUUCUUCUCAUCGAGGUUUGCGAGAUAGUCUUGCACGUUCUUCAGGGCGUCCACGACCAGCUCGGCAAGGCGUGCACGACUCUGCAUCCACACAGACAGAUGGGCAAGUAUGGAAACUAUAAAUACUGCAGCCGACCUCGCCACUGUCGAUCUUCAGUAUUGCUGCAUUCUCAGCAUGUCCAGCACGCUUUUCAGCCAUUGAGUUGCCUUUUGCAGGAACCCCUUUUCGUCGUUCUCCAGCAAUUUUGUGUUCAUGAAUGCCGUCUGUAGCUCCAUAAGUAUACUCUCAAACCCGUCGAGUACCUACAAAAGGGAGAAGAAGAUCCUGUGAUAUCAAAGUAUUCUUCUCGCAUGCCUUCUGAGCCAAUCCGAUUGAAGCGAGACUUGCUGCAUCCACAUGCAUACAGCACAUACAAUCGAUGCAUGAAAAAGCGUCACGUGUCCCUGCCAACUAGUACCUUGCGGUGAUUCGCGGCUUUCUAAGCCGUGUAUGUUCCCCUGUGCUGAUGUUCUGUACGUCUGCAUCAACGUUCGAAUCUCGGGCUUUGCUUUUGCCUCAUCCCAUGGCGUCUCUCCCUGGUGACGGAAAGAGAAACAUCAAGCUUCCAUUCCUUAUAAAUCUGAGUACACUUACAAGGUUGUCCUUGAUUUCCAGGAGAGAUGCAUCGCCCACCUCGAGCAAAAAUCGCACUGCUGAUUCAUGACCUCUCUUGGCAGCCUCGUGAAGUGCUGUCUCGCCCGUCUGUGUAUCUCACAAACGGACAAGAACUGCGAUGACAGCCAUUCUGUGCACCUGCGUGUCUCUCACAUUGUCCUGAUGAACGAGUAUGUCUCGGCCCUUUGUGUCAAACAUGACCUUCAGCACGUCCACAUGACCGUACCGAGCUGCUCUCAUAAGAGACGUCAUUCCAAGCUGCAUUCCCAAUGCACUGACAAUCGACACGAGGGUACGAUGCAUUCCGCUGGUGUCUCCUACCCUGCUUCGUGCAUCGAGCAGCUCGGAGCCGCCGCAUCUCAGCAAAAACUCGAUGGCUGCAACCUGACUAUUGAUGGCAGCCAAGUCCAUGGCUGUGAUACCGAUCUACAUUUCAUGACAUUCAAAACAGCACUUAUUCACCGGCAGCAAAGAGGAUUUUUCUCAAUUUGGACCUUGUCCGAUUGCUGUAGUAUCGAUUGCUGCUUUUCGUACAUGGCUUCCAUGACAGCGACUUGUCCCUUCUCCGCAGCCACGAGAAAGGGUGAGUACCCGAACUCGUUUCGUUUCUCGAGUAUGCCCAUGUCCUCAAUGAGCAAACGAACGACGGACUGCGCAUCGCCGGCCUUGACGGCUUCGAAGAUAUUAGUCUGCGGUCGCCAAGGACGCCGACACAGAUCCGAUGGUCCCUGAUUGCAUGUGCUCUUGUGUGUCUGUACGAAUUUGAUGUUUGGCGGCUGUGGUGACGCCGGUCGGCUGCCGUGCCCUUCCUGGGGUUCUGCACGAAACACAACAUUAGAUGCUGUACCGCGUAUAGAAGACAGACCUUUUUCCGUCAGCCAUUCUUUGAACUGGCCGCAUUCCCAUAUGCCUUCCCUCGUUACACCUGCAUGAAGAAAUACGUGUCUCCAUGUAGAGUGCCUUUUGCUGUUGUGUGGAUACAUACCUUCUUUGUCAGUGUAUUUUCCCUUGCCAUGCUGCUUGCCAUCCUUACACGCCCUGAUAUACCAGAAAGGGACGUGUCACAUCGAAUGGGUUUAGUGACGUAUGUGUGUCUCUCAUGCACCUCGUAAGAGUUGCAGCCGGGCCACGAGAACUUGCCCCAUCCGUGUUUCUUGUCCUCAUUGUACUGACCCUCAUGACAACGGCCGUCAGGCCAUCUGUAAGUCCCCGAUCCGUGCAUGUGGUUCUGCGCCCACUGUGCUCAUACAUGAGAAGACGGCGUAGCUAUUGUUUGGAUGUAUGUGUGUGUGCUGUGUAUGACCUGUCCUUUGUAGAGGCGUCCGUCAGCCCAUUUGUAGGUGCCCUCUCCGUGUAUGUCGUCGUUAAUGAAUUGGCCCUCGUAUGUCUUGCCAUCAGGCCACGUGCACAUACCCUUACCGUUCUUCUUGUUGCCCCUGCAUCCACGCAACCAAACAAAGCACAGCAACAGGCGAAAUCGUGUGUGUGUCUAACGUGGCCGGCUGUCUUGUGAGUCGACACAUACUUGUAGUAUCCCUUGAAUGUUUGUCCGCUGGAAUACUUUUCGAUGCCAUAGCCUUCCUGCUUGUCCUCCACCCAAUCGCCCUCGUAUCUGCAGCGCUCAUGACAAAUUUGCCUGCUCCCUUCCCCUCUAUCCUCACGCACUUGAGCUUACCUGGAUCCAUUGGCAUGUGUAUAUGUGCCCUUGCCAUGUCUCUCGCCAUCCUUCCACUCGCCCUGAUAUACCAGAAAGGGACUUGUCACAUCGAAUGGGUUUAGUGACGUAUGUGUGUCUCUCAUGCACCUCGUAAGAGUUGCCGCCGGGCCACGAGAACUUGCCCCAUCCGUGUUUCUUGCCUUCGUGGAAGUGCCCCUUAUAACAACCGCCGUCAGGCCAAGUGAUGACACCCUCCCCGUUCCUUUUGCCGCCCCUGCACAAUCAUGUGCGUCUCUUGUGUCGCUGACUGAUUGACUGUGCGUGCCCACUUGAAGCAUCCCUUAUAUAUUGAUCCGUCUGCCAACGACUCGACACCAUAGCCACCGUACAUGUUUUCCGUCCAAUCAUCUUCAUAGCUGCAGUAUAUACAACAAACCGGCUUGCUGUCUUCUUUCAACUGUCUCUUUCGAUCCUUCCUCGCGCACCUUGAUCCGUUAGCAUACGUGUAUUUGCCCUUUCCAUGGUACCGGCCGUCCUUGAAGUCGCCCUCGUACACGAAACCGCUUCUGUCUGUGAGCUUCCCGGUGCCCUGCGUGCACCACGAAGCACCACUCGUGUCAGCCUAUAUAUCCGUCCUUUGUCAGCAGCUCACGUUGUACUGAUUGUCUUUGACUUGUCCUUCGUAUUUUUGUCCAUCUGGCCGUUCCAACACACCGUAGCCGUCGAAGACACCACCAACCCACUCGCCCUCGUACUUAUCGCCUCCUGCAAUACCGAGCAUAGUCACAAGCAUAGCAAUCUUGCCCAUGAGUGGCAUUUUCAAGUACCAGCAAGCACUACAAGAGGGCUCUUUUCCCUUGUCUUUGAGAAGGAGAGCUGCAUUCACCGCUUCAUAUGAGUUCAUGAGUGUGUACGUGUUUGGUGUCUGGUUGUGGCGCCGGAGCUGGUGUGAGAGUGACUGCAUAACCGAUCAACGGGCAUUCAUACACAAGAUGAUCAAGACGUGGUCACUUUGUUCACGUGCAGACCUCCUUGCUGCUUGUACUUCUCCAUGACUUUUCUGAUGCUCGGCUUCUGCGCUCCUAUGUCCCACGGGGUCUGCCCCUUUUACAUCAAUGAACAUAUCGAGCCAUCGAGUCCAUUGCGCGGUGGGAUAGUUGAACGAACGCUUACAUUGUUGUUUUUGACGUCAAGUGGGGCACACCAGUCACAACUGACCCAUCCAGGAACACAAACACACAGAGACAGACAGAGAGAGAGUGCGGAUGAGAAAUUCGCCAGUCAUUCAUGUCGCUCACAGCUGAGACACAGCUUCAGUGCGGUCCCAGAGUGCAGCCUGAUGGAGUGCCGUGUUCCCAUGCUGCGUGUCCCAUGAAUACACAGAGAGGCAAUCAAGCAGUGAGAGAAGGUCCUCUUGUUUUACAUUGUCCUUUUGUGUGAGUAGGUCCUUUCGUUUGGCGAACAUAGCUUUCAUCGCAGCAACAUCACCCUUGUAGGCAGCAUCGAUGAAUGACGUGCUGCCAAGCUGAAACCAACGCAUACAAAAUCGACAGGUUUAGGCAUCAGAGACAUAUGCGUGCUCGGUUACCCAAUCGCGUGCGUCUAGCUGUUUGGGAUCCCACGCCAGCAGCUGCCUGACGACUGCGAGUCUACCCCACCCGACAGCCACAUGCAUUGCAGUAGAAUGGCUCUGUGAAAAAUCGUCAAAGUUGUCGCAGCGACAAAGAUCCUGUCCUGUAUUGGUACCAAGCCUGUCUGCUCCAAAAUUGGUGGCCCGUAGCGAUCAUACAUGACCGACAUAAUGUCGACGUCGCCGUUACGUGCAGCUGCUAUGAAAGGUGUGUGCUGAGCAGCCAUGAGGAAUGUACAGACCAUUGAGUCCGCUUGUGGGUCCGACGAUUGCUUUUACCCCAAGAACUUUGUCUCGUGUGUUGAGUAUCUCUAUUUCGCCUUGUGUAAUCAGGUGAGCGACGGAGUGCUUGUUGCCUGCCUCCACGGCCUCGAAGAUGCUCUGCAUUCAUUAAUGUUGCUUACUGGAAUCCAUGUAGGCGGUGGAAUCAUUCCCUUCUCGUACCCCAAUCGUGUAUUUCUCCAU
Vitrella brassicaformis is the source of this 5147-nucleotide messenger RNA. NCBI's taxonomy places the organism in Eukaryota, Vitrellaceae. The record is from the annotation of a GenBank genome assembly.